Aaosphaeria arxii CBS 175.79 is the source of this 8001-nucleotide messenger RNA. RefSeq lists its product as uncharacterized. The coding region runs from base 489 to 7970 and encodes 2493 amino acids. Lineage: Eukaryota; Fungi; Ascomycota; Dothideomycetes; Pleosporales. The record is from RefSeq and is a predicted model, not a curated record. The transcript is spliced from 4 exons.
CCCAUUCCUCCCUCUAGUCUCUCUCAAGUCUCAACUGCUCCCCCAAACAUUAUCCCCGAUUAAUCCUAACCCUGCUUUUUCCCACUCUUCAACCUCCGCUGCGCCUUCUCCUACACCCCAUACCUGCGGAGACAGACAAACAGAAUUGCACCGGCCAUCGCUUUCUUCCGCAGGUCUGCUUUCCUCUCGCCUCCGGGGAAUUGCGACCUUGUAACCUGCUUUGCGCCCCGGUCGAUUGCAUCAACCACUAUCAUCAUCGGGGUCGAUCACCACCUCAGUCCUCUGUGCGGUGUGCCUAAAACAGUACUCGCACAACCUGGGCGCGGUCGCCAUCGCAGUCGCAUACGCAUACGUACACGCAUACGAACCUCUUCAUACCGUACCUUCUUCCAAUCCUCGCGGAUUCUCGCAAUCGCAGCUCAUGUGCUCGCCUCCCCCGCCCUGCUGUUCCCACUUGCGCGCCUCUCGAUACUCGGGCCUCUCGCAGAAUGUCUCCCUCCGCCAGCUCACACCCCGCCGCCGUCGCCGCACAAUAUGCGAGACCAAGGAUCCAGCGGCGGUCGUUGGGGACUGGGUCGAUUGAGCGCACAUCUUUCAGCGGGUCUGAAAAAUCAUUAUUGCGGCAACAGGAGGACGAUGGCUAUACUUCUGGAGAUGUAACAUGUUGGGAGAGUGGCAUCGAAAGUGUUCGACAUGGUAAUGAGGAGGAUAGGGAAGCUAUUACUGGGCUAAUGGAAGAUAUAUGUUGUGCUCUCGACCGGCUGGAACGCCGCGACAUGGACAAAGGAAAAAGACGAAGACCUCGGGGUCCCCAAAUCUCGAUUCACAACCUCUCAACUGGCAUAUCCGGGCCUCUUCCGCCGCCACCAGUGCCCGCACCAGGACUUUGGACACAAACAUCCCAUAGCGAUGAAAUUACCCCACCGCCAUCCUACGAUGAAACAAUCGCAGACCUACCGCCCGACUACACCACUACCGAUGCUUUGGCUUACGCCCAAACACCAAGCUACACACCAUUCCCAUCCCUCGACCCUUCCAUCUGCUCAGAUGCCCCCAACUGCUUGCGGAUAAGCUGCGAUACCUCUCCUAGCUCCUCCUUGUUCUUCGACGAGAAAUCUUUAUAUGCGGAUAUCGACUUCGGCUUUAUCGAAGACGGUGUCAAAUCGCAUGCGAAGAAGAAGAAGGGAAAGGCGGCGCAGGCGCCACCUCCGCCACCUGUUGAGGAAAAGAAGGAACCAGAUCCACCACCUGCAGAUGAUGGAGGUGGGGGAGGUGACCCUCCGGCCGACGGCGGAGACGGUGGUGCAGGGGGUGGUGGUGAUGGCGGGGAUGGUGGAGGGGACAAGGGCGGAGAUGGAGGUGGUGGGGGAGGGGAUGAAAACGGGGAUGCAGCACCUGUAGAGGCCACAGGGAAGAAGAAGAAAAAGAAAGGUAAGAAGGCACAGGAAGAAGAGGAGGAGGCAGAGCGGAAGAGAAAAGAAGAGGAGGAGGAGGCCGAGCGGAAGAAGAAAGAGGAGGAGGAGGAGGCAGAACGGAAGAGACUGGAGGAAGAGGAGGCCGAGCGCAAGAGAAAGGAGGAGGAGGAGGAAGCCGAGCGCAAGAAGAAGGAAGAGGAGGAUGCAGCCGCAGCAGCCGCCGCCGCUGCGGAAGCCGCCAAAGCUGCCGCCGCGGACGAUUGGGGAGCGGUGGCCACUACGGGGAAGAAGAAGAAGAAAAAGGGGAAGGCGGCGGCAGCUGACCCAGUACCGCCUCCACCCCCUCCUGAACCAGUCGCACCACCACCCCCAACAACAUUCGACGAGAUCAACCUCAACGACGAAUCUGCGCCUAAGAUUGAUAUGAAUUUUGAGGAUUCCGGAAAUACUAAAUCAUCAGGUUUCUUUGGCGGCGGUCUAAGUAGUUGGGCUUCCGGCUGGGGUUCUAAGACAAGUAGCUGGCUAGACGGCGAUCAGAAAGACAAAGAGGCAGGUAAAGACGGGAAUCCCUGGGGAUCCGAGGACAGCAAGAACAAGAAGGAGGGAUACGACUUCAACUUUGACGACGCAUUUAAAGGUUCUAAGACUGAGGCAUCUAAGCCGGCUGAGGAAGAGAAGCCACCCGAGGACGACGCUUGGGGUUUCAGUUUUGGAAAUGCCCCCAAGGAUAAGAAGAAAAAGAAAAAGGGUGCUGCUGAAGAGCCUCCUCCACCCGAACCCGAACCCGUGAAAGAGCCAGAGAAGGCCCCGCAGGAAGACGAUGCUUGGGGUUCGUUCUCCUUUGGCAAUUCCACCAAGGAUAAGAAGAAAAAGAAGAAAGGUGGUGUUGAAGAACCUCCGCCCGAACCCGAGCCGGCCAAAGAACCGGACCCUGAACCCGUCAAUGAAGAUGAUGGGUGGGGUUCGUGGGGUGCCACCACCACGACCAAGAAAAAGAAGGGCAAGAAGGGUGCCAUAGAGGAGGAACCACCGCCACCACCUGAACCCGAACCCGCUCCCAUUGUAGAGGAAGUACCCAUCGAUGACGGUUGGGGAGCACUCACCUCUACAAGCAAAAAGAAGAAAAAGAAGGGCAAGGAUGCGGAACCAGAUCCCCCACCACCAGAGCCUGAACCCGUUGUAGAGCCUGAACCCGAACCCGAGCCGAUGCCCGAGCCUGAACCUCCGAAGGUCGAGGUUGUUGAUGAUGAGAGCUGGGCAAAAGGUAUGAGCAAGGGCCAGAAGAAGAAGGAGCUGAAGAGGAGAAAGGAUGCUCAAGAUGCCGCGGAGGCUGCAGCUAAGAUUGCUGGUGAAGAAGCUGCGGCUCGGGCAGCGGCGGAGGCAGAGGCAGAGGCGGAAGCAGCCGCUAAAGCUGAAGCUGAAGCCGCUGAGGCCGCUGCUGCAGAAGCUGCCGAAGCCGCCAAAGCUGCCGAAAACAAGAAGAAGGACGACGAUCUUUGGGGGGCUUCAGCAUGGGGCGCUACAGCCACCGAAAAGAAAAAGAAGAAGAAGAAAGGCAAGGAAGUAGAAGAGCCUCCACCACCAGAGCCUGAACCUGAGCCCGAACCUGAACCUGUCGAAGUGAAACCGGCCGAUGACGGCUGGGGCGAUUGGGGCGCAACGGACAAGAAGAAAAAGAAGAAAAAAGGCAAGGAUGUCGAGGAGGCACCCCCUCCACCGCCUGAACCCGAGCCCGCCCCGGUUGAAGAGCAGCCUGCCGAUGACGGUUGGGGUGAUUGGGGUGCUACCACGACUAGUGGCAAGAAAAAGAAGGGCAAGAAGGGAGUCGUGGAAGAACCUCCGCCACCAGCUGUACCUGAACCUGAGCCUGAACCAGUUGCUAAUCCUGAACCCGAACAAGAAAAGGAUGACGGCGACAGCUGGGGUUUCGGCAUCUGGGGAGGAAAGAAGAAGAAAAAGGCGAUAGAGGCGGCGCCUAUAGAACUUGAUCCCAUGGUUGAAGAUGCCUCCAUCGACGUUCAGGGCCCUGAUGGUGUUGAGGAACCCACAGGCGAAGAUGAUGACAACUUCGGUACUCGUUUUGGGAAGAAGAAAACCAAGAAGAGCUCCAAAGACAUGCCCAUUGAGGUCAAAGAAGAAGACUACUCAACUCCAGUUCAACAGCCGGACAUUGACGACCCUUGGGGCAGCGCAGCGCUCAACGUCGGCAAGAAAAUGAAGAAGAGUAAAAAGAACUCCCUUCUCUCCCCAUCGCCCGGCGACGAUCUACUCGACUUGCCGCCCAUGAAAGAGAUUGAAGCUCCGCCUCCUGCCGAGGAAGAGGUCGAUGACAUCUGGGGCGUACCGACCUCUUCUAAAAAGAAGAAAAAGAAGGGCGAAGAAGAUGGCGGUAAGCUUAGCAAGACGACUACCAAAGAUUCCACCUCCAAAUCUACCAAGUCUGCAAUGGACGAUCUGAUCAACUUGGACGAGCCACCAAUCGAAGAGGAGAAGGAGAAAGAGGAAAAGAAGGAGAAGAAGGAGAAGAAGAAAGAGAAAGAAGAGAGUGGCUGGGGUCUACUAGGAGGUCUCAAGUCGUCCAAGAAGGAGUCGUCAAAGGAAAAGAAGGCCCGCGAAAAGAAGGAGAAAGAGGAAGCCAAGGCGAAAGAGAAGGAGGAAGCCGAAGCUAGGGAGAAGGAAGAAGCUGAACGCCUUGAACGCGAAGCUCAAGAAGCUAAGGAGGCAGAAGAAGCCGCCGAAGCCGCUAGGAUCGCGGAAGAGGAGGCCGAGAAAGCCAGACUUGCAGCUGAAGAGGAGGAGAGGAGAAGAAAAGAGGAGGAAGAGGAAAAGAAGAGCAGUGGCUGGGGUGCUGCCCUUUGGGGGAAGAAGAAGGAAACGCCCAGGGCGAGGCGUGAGCGUGAAGCCAAAGAACAGGCGGAGCGCGAGGAACAAGAACGCCUCGAACGAGAAGAGAAGGAGCGUCUAGAGCGAGAAGAACAAGAACGCCUUGAACAAGAACGUCUGGAGCAGGAAAGAAUAGAGCGCGAGGCCAAGGAAGCCGAAGAGGCCGCCGCCGCUGCGAAAAAGAAGGAAGAGGAGAGCAGUGGUUGGGGCAGUAUCUGGGGCUCGAGUAAGAAGAAAGAAACCUCCAAAGAAAAGAGGGCUCGCGAGAAAAAGGAGGCCAAAGAGCGCGAGGAAGCGGAGAGAUUGGAGCGGGAGGCUAAAGAAGCUGCUGAAGCCGCCGAAGCCGCCGAGAAGGCUCAAAAGGAGGCUGAGGAGGCCGCAGCCGCUGAAGCUGCCGAAGCUGCAAGAAUUGCUGCUGAGAAAGAAGCCGCGGGGCCACCCAAGAGGCGAAAUAAGAUAAAGAGCAGGUUCCUUGACGACGACGUGCCACCCGUUACUUCGACACCUGACGACGAGCUAUUCAAUCUCGUCAAAGACGUCCCCGCGACAGAUCUUCUUGCGGAAUUCGAAAAGGAGGAACCCAAAAAGGACGACGCUGGUGGGAAUUUUUGGGGUAUCUCGCUGCGCAAGACCAAAAAGCCCGAAGUCAAACAGGACACCCUCUUUGAUAAGCCAUAUGACGGCCCUUCAUUACUAGACGAGGAGCCAAAAAGGUCCUUGGAUCUACUUGACGAUGCACCACCCCCAGUAUCACUCAAGAAGGCUGCGAAGGGAAGUCUAAUUCUCGACCGACUCAAGGCUUUGCAUGGUGAGCCGGUCGAUGAACCCAUACCCGAGGAACCACCAGCAGAACCAGAGCCGGAACCAGAGCCAGAGCCAGAGCCACCAGCUGUCGAGGUCAUCGAGGCUACACCCAAGAAGGAGAAGAAGGAGAAAAAGGACAAAAAAGAAAAGAAGGAGAAGAAGGAAAAAAGUAGCAAGAGCUCAAAGUCAAAGUCAAAGGAAGCUACCAUCGUGAUUCCAGAACCGGACCCUGAGCCAGCUGAACCUCCCAAAGUAUCGCCUGUUCCAGGUGGUUUCCCUGGAGACGACGAAGAUCUCAUGAACUUCGAGGAUGCUCUCCCAGAACAGGAACCUGAACCAGUCGUGGUAGACAAGAAAUCUAAGAAGCUCAAGAAGAGCAGCAAAUCUAGGUCUCUACCCGUUGAAGAAGCUCCGCCGCCUCCACCUCCUCCGCCUCCCGAGCCAGAAGUCGAGCCAGAGCCUGAACCUGUACUUGAAGCUGAGCCUGAGCCCGAGCCUGUCGUUGUUAAGGUCGACAAGAAGUCGAAAAAGCUCAAGAAUAGCAGCAAGUCAUCAAGAUCAAUGCCCAUUGAGGAAGAGCCUCCACCUCCGCCGCCACCGCCUCCUCCACCCAUUGAAGAGGAGCCGGAGCCAGAGCCGGAACCUGAGCCUGCGCCUAUCGAAGACGAACCUGAGUUCAUGGACGCAGAAGAGGGAGAUGCAGACAAACUUCCCACUCCCCCUCCAGAGGAAGUGAAAACAGAAUCGCCAAAGAAGGAUCGUACUAAAGUUGUUCGCAAUGCGACUGGAUCCUCAUGGGGUUUCUGGGGAGCUGCCACUGGAGCUGCAGCAGCAUCAUCUAAAAAGUCUACAAGAAAGGUGUCUGCCGAUGACAGUACCAGCGCUGCCGCAUCUCCUGCAAAACCAAAGCUCGAACGUACAAAGAGUGCGCGCGUUCCUUCGACAACGUCCGGGGGAGAGAGGGACAUGAUGUCGAGAUCGUCUGGAUCUAUCAAGGUAGCAAAGACUCCUUCAAGGAGUAAACCACAGCGUACUUCGACGGGCUUCGGCGCACUUUUUGGAGCACCACCGCCGCCAUCUCGCACCAAGUCGCGAAAGACAUCAGCGGCCACACCGAAGACCCUCUCGCGCCGAGCAUCGUUCGACGAGGAUGCGGCAAUGAUGUCGCCGCCCCAGACUGACACUGAACCAAAAGUGUCCACCAAGGCAGCAAAGGUAAUGGGAAUGCGAGGGUCAGCCAGCAGGCAUUCUAGCAGCACCAAAGACAAGGGCAAAUCAAGAGCUGUGCCGGAUCCCUACCCCCUCGACCCCCUCGACGAUGACAUGGACAUGCCAUUGGACGAGCCUGCGCCCCCCUCGCCAACUCCAGUUCCCAUGCAAGAGUCGUCGUCCCGCCGCCGGUCCAAGCGUGAUUCUGCUGCAGUUACCCCAGCUGAACCAUUGACUGCUCCUCCCAGUGCCGACGAUCCCGUUGACGUUGACAUCGACCCUAUGGAUACUGAACCUGUUGUUGUUGAACCUCCGCGCCGCGAGCGCAAUCGUCGUGAGCGCGGCUACUCUAAUACUAAAGACUCACUUGGUAGUGCCGGCGCAGCAGCAGCUGCUGCCGUGGCUGCAGGUGGACUGAUGAGUAGGUUCGGUUUCGGAAAGCGCAAGACAGCUCCACCGGAAGAAGACCGUCGCGACCGUCGCAGAACCGCCUACGAAACGGAAGACGAACGUAGGCGACGAAAACAAUCUUCGAACCGUGGCUUUGCGACCGAGGACGAGAAGCGUUUGCGCCACGACCGGCGAGGCGUUCGUCGCCAUUCCACGAUGCCUACACCCGAUGUGGACGUUCCUGAGGGCGUCGCCGGCGCGACCGGCAGUAACGAACUUGACCCCGAUCGCGAGGCAAGACGCGCAGAGCGCAGGGCACGACGACAUGCUGAGAGGGAAGGAGGUAUGAGCCGCAGUGGCGAUCUAGAAGACGUCGAGGCUCGAGCAGAACGUCGACGAGAACGCGAGCGCGAGAAGGAACGCACCGUCCUGGCUGAGAAGAAGGCCCGGCAGAUGGCAGAGCUUGAGCGUCGCAACAAGGAAGCUGAAGCUGAACUUCGCCGCAUGGAGGAGAAGAAGCAGCGCCGAGCCGCACGAUCGGAACGGAAGGUCCCCGAGGAACGAGAGCACCGUUCCCGCCGCAAGGAAAGCGUUCGCGAAGGCUCCCGUCCUCAUACUGAACGUCGCCGUUCUCACGCAGAAGAAGACCCAGAAGAACGUCGCCGUCGCCGCGAAGAACGACGAGCCUCGAAACGAGGCGACCCCGCAGCAGAACCCAUCAACGACUACUUCGACGAACGCAACGGUUCGGCCCAUCGCUCUCGCCACCGAAGCCGUCACGACCGCUCAAAGGAAGACGAGAACACCCCUUACCUGUCCAAGGGUGGCGACAAGACUUCAUCUUGGGUCGAGUCUCUUUCCAACGAACCCCCACUACCUGUCCCCGUCGCCGAAACCGUGCUCGACCCCGCCCCUGGCACUCGAGACGGGCCUGGUGGAUUGGGAGACGAAGAAUCUCCCUCGGCAGAUGAAGAGAUCCGCCGCAAGAUAAGGAAACAACAUAAGGAGCGCGAUCGGGGGGAGCGCGAGCGUGAGCGAGAAAAAGACCGCGACCGAGAGCGCGAUCGUAAACAUCACCGCCGACGCUCGUACUUCGAAGGCGCACCCGUUGACGAGGAGAGAGCGGAGAAGAAGAGCAGGAGGAAGACGUACGCGCCUGACGGGUACGGGGGCGAGGCACCGCCCGUUAGGACGUGGGACGGAAGGCCCGCGCCGCCCGUUGAGAACGCCGGCGGAAAGAGGGGAAGUUGGUUCAAGAAGAUAUUCUAAAGAAAGAACACGAGGACGAGUACGAUUUAUA